AUGGCGACCGCCGGUCCAACUGAUUCGGGCUCGAGUACUCCUCCUGGGUCUACUGGCGCUCGUAAAGCAGCCUCAACUGAGGCACCUGGUUUGUCCCAGACUAUGAAGAAGACUAUUGGUCACCGGGGGGUGGACCCCACGGGAGAGACCACCUACAAAAAGACGACCUCGUCCGCGUUGAAAGGGGCGAUCCAGUUGGGUAUAACGCACACGGUGGGCAGCCUGAGUCAGAAAGCAGAGAGAGACGUUCUCAUGCAGGACUUUGUGGUGGUGGAGAGCAUCUUCUUCCCCAGUGAGGGGAGUAAUCUGACCCCUGCCCAUCACUACAGUGAUUUUCGGUUCAAGACCUAUGCCCCCAUCGCCUUCAGAUACUUCAGAGAACUCUUCGGUAUCCGGCCCGACGACUACCUGUAUUCCCUGUGUAACGAGCCGCUGAUCGAGCUGUCUAACCCAGGGGCCAGCGGAUCUAUCUUCUACGUGUCCAGUGAUGAUGAAUUCAUCAUUAAAACAGUUCAGCACAAAGAGGCCGAGUUUCUCCAGAAACUUCUGCCCGGCUAUUUCAUGAACCUGAACCAGAACAAGCGGACCCUGCUGCCGAAGUUCUACGGGCUGUACUGCGUGCAGGCGGGGGGGAAGAACAUCCGCAUCGUGGUGAUGAACAACCUGCUGCCGCGCUCCGUCCCCAUGCACCUGAAAUACGACCUGAAAGGCUCCACCUACAAGCGGCGGGCCUCGGCCAAGGAGAGGGAGAAAGACGUGCCCACCUACAAGGACCUGGACUUCAUGCAGGACCUGCCCGACGGGGUCCUCCUGGAGGCCGACAACUACAACGCCCUCAGCAAGACCAUCCAGAGAGACUGCCUGCUCUUACAGAGUUUUAAGAUCAUGGACUACAGCCUGUUAAUGGGGAUCCAUAACGUGGAGCAGGCGUGUCGUGAGCGGGCGGGGGAGACGGGCGUGUCGGAGGGGGCGGUCACGCCCGACCAGAGGAGGCCGCAGGCCCAGAAGUCCCUCUACUGCACUGCCAUGGAGUCCAUCCAGGGAGAGGCCAAAGGCAAAGGAGCCCUGGACAGCGAAGACCAAAUGGGAGGAAUCCCAGCACGGAACACCAGAGGAGAGAGACUCCUACUCUACAUCGGUAUUAUUGACAUCCUGCAGUCGUACAGAUUUGUAAAGAAGUUGGAACAUUCCUGGAAAGCAUUAGUUCACGAUGGGGACACUGUCUCAGUACACAGACCUGGUUUCUACGCAGAGCGGUUUCAGCGUUUUAUGUGUAACACAGUCUUUAGAAAGAUCCCACUGAAGCCCUCGCCUUCGAAGAAGAGUCGGGGGGGCUGCCAGAGCGUGGUCCGGCGCCUCCCCAUGGGAACGGCCGCGCCCACCUCCCUGUCCAACACGACGGCACACACCUUAGUUGAUGGCAGACUCGUGUAUCGGCCUCACUUCAUCCAGCAGGAGUCAGAGGGAGACAGCGGCAUGCAGUCGGGCAGACCUGACCUCCUCCCAAGGACCCCACCUGUAGAGGAGGGCUCCUUGGAGCUUGCAGAGACAAAUCUUUCCGACCUGUCACUAGGCAGCACAGGGCUCGCCGCCUCCUCACCCCCACUCAGGUCGGUCGGGGUGGAGGUGCACAAAUCUGCAGGCAUGGAGCAAGACCACAUCGGCUCAGACAGCACUGGGGCAGAGGCGCUGGACGAGCAGACGGAGAAUGCAGACGCUAUUUCGCUGAAGGACAUCAUCCCAGAGACCAACAUAUGUUUUUAAAAACCUGCGUAGGAGUGAGGGAUGGAGGGUAAAAACAAGAGAGAGAGAGAG
Chanos chanos (milkfish) is the source of this 1815-nucleotide messenger RNA. It is a transcript of the gene pip5k1ab, whose product is annotated as phosphatidylinositol-4-phosphate 5-kinase, type I, alpha, b. Gene Ontology annotation, molecular function: 1-phosphatidylinositol-4-phosphate 5-kinase activity. Gene Ontology annotation, biological process: phosphatidylinositol phosphate biosynthetic process. The record is from RefSeq and is a predicted model, not a curated record. Lineage: Eukaryota; Metazoa; Chordata; Actinopteri; Gonorynchiformes; Chanidae. Bases 1 to 1764 code for a protein of 587 amino acids. The transcript is spliced from 17 exons. Gene Ontology annotation, cellular component: plasma membrane.